AACCCUAUCGUCACUCGCUCAUUCACUAACUGCGACUCGCUCAUCUCGUCGAGGUUUCGCUCUCUCCGUUCCUUUUCCCCCAAAUUCUUUUUCAUCUAACAAUUUACUUUGCAGACUCUGUGAAACCCUAACUCUAACCCUAAUCCCCGACAUCCUAUUCUUCCUCCUCAAUCCUUCAUCUCGCAGAAAAUGGGAGAAACAAAGGACGAAGCAUACGAGGAAGAGCUUCUCGACUACGAGGAGGAAGAAGACAAGGCCCCCGAUUCCGUCGGAGCCAAAGUCAACGGCGAAGCUACCAAGAAGGGAUAUGUUGGAAUUCACAGCUCAGGAUUUAGAGACUUUCUUUUGAAGCCGGAGCUGCUUCGCGCUAUUGUGGACUCGGGUUUUGAGCAUCCUUCCGAAGUGCAACACGAGUGCAUACCUCAAGCUAUUCUCGGAAUGGAUGUUAUUUGUCAAGCCAAGUCUGGAAUGGGAAAGACUGCUGUUUUUGUUCUCUCGACUUUGCAGCAGAUUGAUCCUGUUCCAGGCCAAGUUUCUGCACUUAUUCUGUGUCAUACAAGAGAAUUGGCAUAUCAGAUAUGCCAUGAGUUUGAAAGGUUUAGCACCUACUUACCCGAUCUCAAGGUUGCUGUCUUUUAUGGAGGGGUCAACAUCAAAGUUCACAAGGAUUUGCUGAAAAAUGAAUGUCCUCAUAUUGUUGUUGGAACACCGGGGAGAAUACUUGCAUUGACUAGGGAGAAGGACCUUUCUUUAAAGAAUGUUCGACAUUUCAUAUUGGAUGAAUGUGACAAGAUGCUGGAAUCCCUGGAUAUGAGGAAAGAUGUUCAAGACAUUUUCAAGAUGACUCCUCAUGACAAGCAAGUUAUGAUGUUCUCUGCCACGCUCAGCAAGGAAAUACGUCCAGUCUGCAAGAAAUUUAUGCAAGAUCCUAUGGAAAUUUAUGUUGACGAUGAGGCCAAGCUGACCCUUCAUGGACUAGUGCAGCACUACAUCAAAUUAAAAGAGGAGGAGAAAAACCGAAAGUUGAAUGAUCUUCUGGAUGCACUGGAUUUUAACCAGGUUGUUAUCUUUGUAAAAAGUGUUAGUAGAGCAGCCGAACUGGACAAACUACUUGUGGAGUGCAACUUUCCAUCUAUAUGUAUUCACUCGGGCAUGUCCCAGGAAGAGAGGUUAAAGCGUUAUAAAGGUUUCAAGGAGGGGCAUACGAGGAUUCUUGUUGCAACAGAUUUGGUUGGAAGAGGGAUUGACAUUGAACGUGUCAAUAUUGUUAUAAACUAUGAUAUGCCUGAUUCUGCAGACACAUACUUGCACAGGGUUGGCCGAGCUGGAAGAUUUGGCACCAAAGGCCUUGCAAUCACCUUUGUUUCGUGUUCUACUGAUGUCGAUGUUCUCAACAAUGUUCAAUCAAGGUUUGAGGUGGAUAUAAAACAGCUCCCUGAGCAGAUCGAUACCUCUACCUAUAUGCCAUCGUAGUAGACUGUAUUGGGAGCAAUCUUAACUGCUUGGUGGGCGUGAGUAAUAGUGAAGCAGGGUUUGAAGGGUGCAGCGGAUGAUAUUAUUAACCUUGCUGAUCCCAGAAUCUGUUUACAUACUAGGCUAUUUUAACAUUGAAGAUUUAUCGGUAUUAGAUGUAUUAGCCUUUUGUAUUUAUGGGAUUUCAAUUGCUGUAUUUUGUGUGGCAGCUACGCUGUUUUUAUGAACGUCAUUUGAGUUAGUGUUACCGCGACGUUGAUACUGUUGUUGAAUUCAAUAUUGAUCUUCUUCGAUUUAUUAGUUUGAUAUUUAAUUAGUA
Cajanus cajan (pigeon pea) is the source of this 1792-nucleotide messenger RNA. Its product is annotated as DEAD-box ATP-dependent RNA helicase 15. NCBI's taxonomy places the organism in Eukaryota, Viridiplantae, Streptophyta, Magnoliopsida, Fabales, Fabaceae. Gene Ontology annotation, molecular function: ATP binding; RNA helicase activity; nucleic acid binding. The record is from RefSeq and is a predicted model, not a curated record.